Molecule: messenger RNA, 1257 nt
Organism: Patiria miniata (bat star)
Lineage: Eukaryota; Metazoa; Echinodermata; Asteroidea; Valvatida; Asterinidae
Exons: 2
Coding region: 199-1257 (352 amino acids)
Molecular function (GO): zinc ion binding
Source: RefSeq, a predicted model, not a curated record
CCCAAUGCACAUGACGUCAUCAUUUUACACAAAAUCUUGAUGGCGCCAUUUUGGGAGUCAAAUUAUCGUCUGCUAGCAUAUCGCGCACGCACGAUACACAUCACGUCCGAUGCUUGUUCGUACUCGUAGAAGAAUCGUACCGUACGACGUGCCAAUUUGUGUCGCGAAUCAAUCAUAUUGACCACUUGCACUUGCAGCAUGGAUGCCGUGGUCGAUGGUCAGUUAUCCAGUGCCAGUUCAAGUUCUGGGCCACCUAGUUCUUUGUCGGAAAACGUGGAACAACUUCCUUUGCCUGACAAGGAGAGAUACGUGAACAAGCUGGGGAACAUUGGAACAUGCGAUCCAUACCUCAUCCCCGCAUCAUGCUGCACACCGUUGUUGAAAUCCAACUUGCUACCAAAGCUAGAAUUUCCAGAUAUUUAUAUGUACCUCAUAAACUUCCCUUCGUCUUACACGGGGGAAGCCAUGAAGGCUUACAAAAGUCUAGACGGAUACAAGUAUUUCAUUGCUGGUAAAGUAAAUCACUUACUUGUGUGGCACCAGCCAAUGAAACGUGAUCCAACUACCUCUGUUUUUGUGAUUUUGUCAAAGGUACACCAUUCACAGAGACUCAAUGACCCCCCUGUCAAGGUAUGGGUGGCUAUCCAAGAGGAUGGAGUUGUGAUCACUGCGCAUUGCACAUGCAUGGCAGGAGUAACGGAGGUAUGCUCUCAUGUAGCGGCAACUCUGUUUGCUGUGUCAAAAGGUGUGGAAAUGAGCACAACUACUUGCACAUCCAAACCAUGUACGUGGAUUAAGCCAGCAAAGAGUAGAUCUAGCGGUGACGACAUGUAUGCGGAAGCAAGCAACAUCAACUUCAGCAAACCCAAAAGGAGAAUGACUGAAGCCCCAACCACUUUGCCAAAGAGCUCCUGCAAAUCUAGGUCUGUACCCCCGCCAUCUAAAGACGAAACAGACAACUUUUUCCAACAGCUUAAAGGGACAGGUGUACCAUCUGCAAUACUGUCACUUGUGCCUGCAUAUGCUGCAGAUUUCAUCCCAAAAGCUCUGCAAUUGAAACUUCCUGAGCCACUGACAAAACUCUACUGUGCAGAAAACCUCAAGGUGUCGUAUCCCCAACUACUCACCAAAUGUCAAGCUGUUUUCAACAACAUGACAAUGGAUGUGGACAUGGUAAGUACAUGUACAUGCACAUGUACACUGCUGUAUUGGCUUGUGCAAAGUUUAGUAAACACAACACUGAGCCUUUUGUGGUAG